AUGACGACUUUAUCCUCCUCUGCAAUGACAACUACUAAUACUACUACUUCGACGACAAGCCACCAUGACAAUCUCUUGCAAAAGCUAGAGCGCAACGAUUCCUUCACGACUUGGUUGACCCUGAGUCGCAAUCACCUUGGAAUGGAUCUGUGUCGGCUGAGUGCUGCCUUGAACGCCAACAGUCACAUUACCAAAGUUUCCUGUCACGCCCACUUUGUGGCCAACCUUUCCACUCACUCCUUGACGCGGUUGCUGAAAGCCUGUGCCAGUCUAUCGGCACUAGAGGAACUAUGGGUCGCCUUGCCGAGCAAUCGAUCGCAUCUCUCCUCCACAGUCGUCGAGACCAUUGCGGCCGUGAGCAACAGCAACCUGAAAAAGUUGUCUAUUCGAGGAGUCAAUCCAGAGGCUUGCAGUACCGUGGCGCAGUCGCUGUCGAGUGGUGCGUUGGUGCAGCUCGAAGAACUCAACUUGUACGGGGACUGCUCCACGGCGGCUUGCUUGGACGUGUUGCAAGUGUUGGAAACUACCAAUACAUGCUGUAGUUUGCAAAAGCUCGUGCUGCCUCGUGUCACUGUCAACACCGCCUGUUGUCAGAGUCUGGCGCGUGUCUUGACUGUCAACCGUACUUUGACCAAACUGGACUUUUUGGGUGGCGCUUCAACAAACAACAAUGCCACUACGACUGGUGGUUCAAAGAAGACCAAGGCAUGUCAAGAGGUGGUCGACGUACUAGCAUCGGGACAAAAUACCACCCUGACAAGUUUGCAAUUACUGGACACGAAUCCCGAGCUUCAAUCGGCAUUGACCUUUUACACAGAGAUCAAUCGAGCCAACAUUCCAGCCCUACUGCAGCAAUCCACCAUUUCCUGCGAGGAAUUUUGGCACGUCGUCCAACAAGGCAACAACAACAGCAACGAUUGCAGUCUGCUCUACCAUGUACUCUUGCAGGCACCCCAGUGGCUCGCGUCCGGCUUUGACAACAAUCGCAACUCUUCUAGUAAUGGAGGAUCCUUCCAAAAGCAAAAACUGUCUCCCAUCAAGACGUCACGAAGAACGUCUCUUCCCUUCUUGUCAAAACCCGUCCGGAGGGUUGCCACAGUUGCCACAGUAGUACCCACCAAGAGUAACAAUAAUCACGUUGUCGUGGACAAGACUCAUCGACGGUGCAGUGAGCCCAUCCUCCGCGUGUCCGUGGCAGAUUUGUGCGCUUCCGAAAUGGAUCCUUCUACCGAGGAAACUCCAAAACAAGUUUGUCCCACUAAAAAGAGCGAGGAAUAUCCUUCCCAGCAUGGUGACAACCAAAAGGACGACUGUGCCAUGCCUCUGACGGUGGACCAGCCACUGGUCAUCCAGCAGCGAAGCGUCAACAAGACGUUGCAAAAGACAACAGAACCCGAAAACGAGCAAACUCUUCCCAAAUGGAAUGAGAGCCGACCGAUUUGUCCUCGUUACAAGGCUCAUAGUACUCGUAGUGUGCCAAAAGAGCAGGCCCGCACGACCAUCACUUCGACAUCGUCCUCGUUUGCCAUUCCAUUGACAAGACAACAUGAAAACCACAAGAACACAACUUCCAACAACAACAACAACAACAACGGUGAAACGAAAAAGAGGGUCUCGAAAGUGCUGCAGACAGCUCAUGUCUUUGGGGAGCCAGCAGCCUUUAGCACUCCUUGGAAGGGUGCUGAGCUACGCGCCUAA
This is a messenger RNA of Seminavis robusta, 1698 nucleotides long. Lineage: Eukaryota; Bacillariophyta; Bacillariophyceae; Naviculales; Naviculaceae. The record is from the annotation of a GenBank genome assembly.